CUAGUCAUAAAAGUUGAAUUAAUGAGUCAUUAUAGCCGUCACUGUUCUUAGUUGUACCCAGCUGCUCUCGAGUCUCGACCCAAACCCAUGGCAACAGCCCCUGGCCCCCACCUUUCAUGUCAAAGUAACCCCGGACUUCUGUCCCAUCCUCGCAUUCAGAUCCAGAGAUCCCACACAGAGAGAUCCCAGAGAGAGAGAGGGAGGAGGGUUCAUGCUCUCAGCCCCUUUGAUCAAACCACAUACCAUUUCUCCAAAGGCGAAGCCAUCCAUGGCCUCUACCCCAACCCCAAGCCCGACUCCUCCGCAAGGACCACAACCACAACCCCAACUCCUUACCAUUAAGGCAGCAGCUCGCAAGCUCCCCGUCAAACGCAAAUCCCCUGACACUCCAUCUCAUUCCUCUCCGGUUCCGAACUCGAUCCCCAAACUUGAAACCGUAGACGAGGAAGACCUCGAAGAUGCAGCGGGAGACGAUCUCAAGCCUUCUCCCUUCAAAUACCAUCGCAUAUGGCUCGAAUUAGACGAAAUUCGAUUUCUCCACGGCCUCCUCGAUUGCUCCACCGAUGGUUUUGUCUUCCCACGAGAUCUCCAUCUCUUUUACGAUCGGUUCUCACAGUCUAUGCCUCAGCCUUACACCAAGUCCCAGCUCUCCGAGAAGCUUCGCCGCCUCCGUAAGAAGUUUCGUGUCAUCUCCAACAGAAUUUCGCGUGGGCUUGAUCCUUCGCUUCUCACUCCGCACGAUAGUGCGCUUUUCAAUCUUUCGAAGCAGCUCUGGCACCCUUCUUAUGUCUCUUCGUCUCCCUUUCAAUCUAAUAAGCAGAAGUCCUCCGAGGUUACGGUUAGGGUUGGCUUCUCUCCUGCUACAGCGGUUCUAGACCCAAGCAGCUUUAAUAUCAAUGACGCUAAUACGGUCGAGGAAGAUACUGAAUUGAAUUUAGAGUCCAAUCUCCGCAGUGGACAGAAGCAUGGUUUGCCCACAGGCGAUGAUUUCGGUGGUUUCAGUAGCAGUGGCGAUGGUGGGCUCGGACGAUUCUCAGCGAAGACAAUCAUGGAUGUGUUUGAUAGAUCCCUCAAAGAGCUGACAAUGACAUUGGCUCGCCGGGGGCUGCUUUAUCCGGACCAGAGCUCUACGUCUACCACAGCUGGUUGGUCGAAACAGGGGGAAGCAGUAGAUUUUGAGAAGAGGUGGCGACAGCAACGGGCAGCGGAGCUGGAUGUGCUGGUUCGUCGCUUUAGGUUGGUUCUUGAGAAUGACAAUCGAUGGACGAUGAGCGCCCCACGACCAUUGUGAACCGAAUAAUACAAAACAUCAAUUUUUCUUUUAUUUGUUUGCUUCUCCUUCUCCUCCUCCCAUCAAUCUGUUUAAAUCUUCUA
Messenger RNA from Macadamia integrifolia, 1374 nucleotides. Its product is annotated as probable transcription factor At5g28040. The record is from RefSeq and is a predicted model, not a curated record. Gene Ontology annotation, biological process: regulation of DNA-templated transcription. Gene Ontology annotation, cellular component: nucleus. Bases 212 to 1291 code for a protein of 359 amino acids. The transcript has a single exon. NCBI's taxonomy places the organism in Eukaryota, Viridiplantae, Streptophyta, Magnoliopsida, Proteales, Proteaceae.